Strongyloides ratti is the source of this 1380-nucleotide messenger RNA. RefSeq names its product UNC93-like protein MFSD11. Lineage: Eukaryota; Metazoa; Nematoda; Chromadorea; Rhabditida; Strongyloididae. The transcript has a single exon. The record is from RefSeq and is a predicted model, not a curated record. The coding region runs from base 1 to 1380 and encodes 459 amino acids.
AUGGGAAAUUUAGAACGUAACUUUAGAAAUGUUAUUCAAUUGGCGGUAGCCUUUUGUUGUAUAAAUUUUGGAAUAUAUGGUCAUCAAUAUAUUUUUAAAGAAGCAAUUAUAACAAUGUGGAAUGAUGAUAAUUUUAAAUUAAGAGAUAAAGCUUCUGAUAUAGCAAAUACAUUAUAUUAUAUAGCAUUUGGUAUUUCAAGUGUCGUUUCACCAGCAAUCAUAGGAUUCUUAGGUGCUAAGAUAGCUUUAUUAACAGCAACAACAUUAAUUUUUUCUCAUGUUUUUACAAUGAUUAUUUUUAAACCAUGGUUAUGUUUCUUAACAUCAGCCUGUCAAGGUUUAGGAUUUGGAAUAUUAUGGGGAGCACAGGGAAAACUUUUAAAAUUAAAUUCUACUCCCAGGACAGCUGAUAAACAUACAAAUACAUUUUUUGGUAUUUGUUAUUCUAGUACCAUUUUUUCAUCCAUAUUUUUAAUAUGCAUAUUUAUUAUUACCAAUAGAACUGAUGGAUAUAGUAUUGAUACAUUAAUUGUAACUUAUUUGAUAAUGUCUUUAUCAAUUGCAGGAGGAUUUAUUAUACUUUUUUUUAUGAAAAUGCCUUCAAAAAAUGAGAUGACAUCAAUAUCCAUAACAAUAGAAAAUGGUACUUUAGCAACAAAUACCUAUGUUGAAAUUAUGUUUAAUGUUUUUAGAGUUUUGUUUAAAAAAAGUUUUAUUAAAUAUGCAAUUUUAUUUAUACAUUUUGGAAUUUCAUGUUCGAUAUGGUCAUCUUUAAUUCCUUCAACAAUAAGUGCAUCAACAGAAUUUGGUAAGCAACGAUUUUAUCAUAUGGCAGGAUGUUGUUUUGUACAGGGUGCAUCACAAUUAUUAGGUGCAUUUUUAUUCUUUUUUUAUGGACAUAAAUUUAGAAAAUUAACUCGUUUAAGAAAAGCAUAUUUAAGUGGUAUUUUAACAUUUUUUGCUUACUCUAUAAUUUUAUUUACAAUUCCACCAAAAUCAAAUCAAGGAAGAACAAAUGAGAAACCUCAUAUUCAAAUUGUUUCUCCUUUAUUUCCAUAUAUAGCAUCCAUUCUUAUUGGAUUUGGAGAUAUUAUAUUUAAGAUUCAAACUACUACUCAUUUGAUGGAUGUCUAUCCAGAUCAAAGUGGAGAAGUUUUUUCUCUUUUUAAUGGAUUUCAAGGAGUAGGAAUGGCUUUAAUAUUUAUAGUAAAUAUGCACUUAACAUUAGAUAUUAUCAUGUCAAUUAUUAUGGUAUUGUUGACACUUGCAUUAUAUAGUUUCUAUAUUGCUGAAAAGGAACUUUUUAAUUAUGUUGGUUCAACAUCUAGUCUAACAUCUAGCCUAACAUCCAGUUUAACAUCUAGCUUAACAUCAACUUAA